Micropterus dolomieu (smallmouth bass) is the source of this 1519-nucleotide messenger RNA. Its product is annotated as parapinopsin. Bases 86 to 724 code for a protein of 212 amino acids. Lineage: Eukaryota; Metazoa; Chordata; Actinopteri; Centrarchiformes; Centrarchidae. The record is from RefSeq and is a predicted model, not a curated record. The transcript has 7 exons.
UCUAAGUUACAGUUACACCAAGUCUCUCCACUACAAACACCUAGUAACGACUGUUGAAGGCUGUGGACUGGCGGCUCACAGUAAAAUGAGUGAGUGGUUUAAUGGGACCGUGUUCUUGGAACGGCUUUGGCCAGAUGCACAGAAGUGGAUGCUGGUGGCUGUGUUGGGACUGGAGAUGGUCAUGGGAGUUGUGGGAAACUGUCUUAUUCUGCUAGUCAAAGUCAUGUGCAGGGGUCAGUUCUGCUGUCGUUACUGGCUUCCUUUCAUCAGUCUCUCCAUGUCUGAUUUAGGCUGCUCCCUCAUCAUCAUCUCCAGCUCCCUGAUGGCCAUGCUGACAGGAGGUCAGAGGUCACCGUGGUGUGAGGUCGUAAGCCUGUUGAAGUUAGCUUUCAUCACCUCCUCUAUAGGAAGCAUAGCUAUCCUCUGUGUGCAGCGGCUGAUUGGCAUGAGCUCCAGAGGAGGCGCACUCUUUGUUGUUAUGGUGACAGCGUGCUUUGCUUCUUGGGUGACAGGGGUGGUGUUCGGGAGUGUUCCUGUUUUCUACUCCUGGAUCAAGUAUGACCCUGCAGAGAUGAUGUGUGCUGUCCUCUGGGAACGCAGUUACUCAGACAUGCUGGUCUACAUUCUCUGUGCUUUUUCUAUCUGUAUCUUCCUCCCCUUCCUCUUCAUCUUCCUCUGCUCUCUACUGAAGGCCACUGUCUGCCGCUCGAGCUGCAAUAGGUAAAGCCCUCAGGGCAGAUUUUUUCAAGUGACACAACACAAAGUGGAAAGUAGUCAGAUGAUGUUUUAGUCAUUUAAAAAUGCAAUAACUGAUGUUGGAUAUGCCAGAGGAUACAACUUGUUUAACCAUAGAGCAGGUCAGGAUUAGUCCUGCAAUCCUAUAGUGUUGCUAUUGAUUUUGUAUUGAACUGUGUUAUCUAUGCUGCAUUGUGUAUGAGAUCAUUCAGUGAAGGCAUCACAGUUCAAACAGUACGUUUAACAGUCUGUAAACACAUCAUCGUUCAGAUGCACUGCUGAUUCUGACUUUCUUCAGGUAGGGAAUAAGUUCAUCUUUUGCUGAAACAAGCUAUUAUGUUCAGUUCAGUUCCUUUCAGUGUUGAGCUGCCAACUUCACUCUCUGUCACCAGUGAGGAGCUCCACUGCGAAACUGAUUCAGUCAGUUCCAACGCUGAUUCAGUAUAAUCAGUUCUGUUUCCCGAGAGUUGUUCUGGAACUUUGAUGACAUUUUGAUGUACGUGUCAUUUUUCUGUCCCCUAUUGGCUGAAACUGAGAAGGGACAGUCAGGGUACAGUGGCUCUGGAACAACCUAGAUGAGGAAAUUAGGUCGGCUGAAUCAAUUAACUCUUUUAAAUCCUUUGUUAAAACAUACUUUUAUCGAAGAGCCUUUUACAUGAUUUUAUUUUAAGUAUCAUUUUGUCACUUGACACAUGACUUUUAUGUUUUUGUUUUACCUGUUUUUAUUGUUUUAAGUGAUUCAGCACUUUGUAAUGUUGGUUUUAAAAGUGCUCUAUUAAUAAAG